Rhopilema esculentum is the source of this 1414-nucleotide messenger RNA. Its product is annotated as ribose-phosphate pyrophosphokinase 2. The record is from RefSeq and is a predicted model, not a curated record. Gene Ontology annotation, cellular component: ribose phosphate diphosphokinase complex; cytoplasm. Gene Ontology annotation, molecular function: ribose phosphate diphosphokinase activity; ATP binding; magnesium ion binding. Gene Ontology annotation, biological process: ribonucleoside monophosphate biosynthetic process; purine nucleotide biosynthetic process; 5-phosphoribose 1-diphosphate biosynthetic process. NCBI's taxonomy places the organism in Eukaryota, Metazoa, Cnidaria, Scyphozoa, Rhizostomeae, Rhizostomatidae.
UGAAUUAAGGUGGCUAUGUUAGAUCAAACUUUGUUGGACUUUUCCAGCGACCUUCACAUGCUGAAUAAACCGACUGAGACCACGUUGCGCGAAGAAAAGAUAUUCGAGCCAAAAAUGCCAAACAUCAAAAUUUUCGGAGGAAGUUCGCAUCUGGAACUGGCCAAGUUGAUAGCUGAAAGACUUGGCUUGGAACUCGGAAAGACAAAGUUGAAAAAGUUUUCCAACCACGAAACCAGUGUUGAAAUUAGAGAAUCAGUUCGUGGUGAAGAUGUUUAUAUUAUACAAAGUGGAUGUGGAGAUAUAAAUGACAAUUUAAUGGAGCUUUUAAUCAUGAUAAAUGCAUGCAAGAUUGCAUCAGCUCAGCGUGUUACUGCAGUCAUUCCCUGCUACCCAUAUGCAAGACAAGACAAGAAAGACAAGAGUGGAGGGGAGCUAGUUGGAGCUUCUAUGAGUAGAGCACCAAUUUCCGCAAAACUGGUUGCAAAUAUGCUGUCUGUAUCUGGUGCUGACCACAUUAUAACAAUGGACCUUCACGCUUCACAAAUUCAGGGCUUCUUUGAUAUACCAGUUGACAAUCUGUAUGCAGAACCAGCUGUGUUAAAGUGGAUACGAGAUAAUAUUCCAGAGUUACAGAAGUGUGUCAUAGUUUCACCUGAUGCAGGUGGUGCCAAAAGAGUAACAUCAAUAGCAGACCAGCUUAAUGUUGACUUUGCUUUGAUUCACAAAGAGCGGAAGAAAGCAAAUGAAGUGGCCAGUAUGGUGCUAGUUGGCGAUGUUCGUGAUAAGGUAGCUGUUCUGGUAGAUGAUAUGGCUGACACGUGUGGAACUAUGAUGCUGGCAAUUAGCAAAUUAAGAGAGGCUGGGGCGCUCAAAGUAUAUGCAGUGUGUACCCAUGGCAUCUUCUCGGGGCCAGCAGUCAGCAGAAUAGCAGAGUCAGAUGGCGAAGCUAUUGUAGUGACGAACACUAUCCCACAGGAAGAGAAAGCUAACAAGUGCAGCAAAAUCAAGGUGAUUGACAUUUCGCCGAUACUUGCCGAAGCCAUCCGCCGAACUCAUAACGGGGAAUCGGUGUCUUAUCUAUUUAGUAACGUCCCUCUAUAAACCAUGAAUUCAGAAAAACAAACUCGUUACAUUAGGACAGCUUUUCAAUCCAUUGCCAUUUGUCACAAUCUAAAGGUAGUGCCAUAGGCCCAUAUGGUUGCAGCUUUAGUGUUUUGCAGCCCAUGGACCAUCCGAGUAGUUUAAUUCCUUGAGGGGUUUAAAGUAUAAUUGUUGCAGUAUGAAAUCCUUGCCAUUCCUUGGAACAUCCUGUGGCAAGGACACAGUUUUGUAUAAUGAACAGUUUCCGGUUAGAGUAUUAGAAAUCGCUACCCCCCCUCCCCCCUCCUAACAAUGUUUAUUAGUUUAUUAUAGA